AUGCGUGGGCCAGUUGGGAGGUACAGCCACUUCACUUGUAAGAGGCCCAGGCCACCUGAGGGCCCCGCAAGUCCGGGACCCUUACAAGCACACAGACCCAGUCAGAGAGAUCUAUUGAUCUCUCUCCCCGGGUCUUUGCAGAGUUUGCGCAGCAGGAAGAGGAGGAGGCUCUCUGCCUUCACCUCCGCGCUGAGUCCCAGCUUUUCGAGUGUUGCCACGGUAACCACAGCAACGCUCCAUUCCACGUGGUGCCGGGACUUGCGGGAAGAGCCUUCACCUGGCAGAGGUGAAGGCAAAGAGCCUCUGCAGCACCACUGGACCACCAAGGAAUUUGCUGCCCCCUCCCUGGAUGCUGGUAGGACACUGGAUGGGGGAGAUAUACUAAAUAAUUGA
Messenger RNA from Pelobates cultripes (western spadefoot toad), 393 nucleotides. The record is from the annotation of a GenBank genome assembly. NCBI's taxonomy places the organism in Eukaryota, Metazoa, Chordata, Amphibia, Anura, Pelobatidae.